Molecule: messenger RNA, 435 nt
Organism: Bipolaris oryzae ATCC 44560
Lineage: Eukaryota; Fungi; Ascomycota; Dothideomycetes; Pleosporales; Pleosporaceae
Exons: 1
Coding region: 1-435 (144 amino acids)
Source: RefSeq, a predicted model, not a curated record
AUGUCUAAGUACAGUACCUACUUACUACAUAGCAUUACGCCCGUCUGGCCAUGCCUGGUUCCCACGGGAGCGUGCAUCGGGGGAGCACAGUACACCACAGUACAGCACACCACACCAUCACCCGCUGCCGCUGCCGUAUACUACUUACUUGCUUACUUACCCGUCUCGAUACCCGACACUGUUGGUCGGUGGUGCACACGCGCUAUGCGAGUAGCAUCCAAGAGGCGAGGCAGGUGUUGCACAAAGUUGGAACCAAUCAAUGUGGCCACGAGCAGCCACGGUUGCUGCACCGACGGGGCCCCCAUGGCGGCCUGCCCCUUUUCUGCCGUCGAGCCUCUCUUGUGCUUGGACAUGCAGAGGCUCUCCAGGCGGUCGCCAGCCCAGUCCCUCGCCGCCUGGCCCCCCACUAACUACCUACCCUGGGCCCACUUAUAA